AUGAGGCACGACGAGGCGCUCGGCGUGCUGGGACUCAAGCAUGGAGCCAGCAGGGAUGACAUCAAGAAGGCGUUCCGGAAGGCCGCGAUGCAGUACCAUCCGGACAAGGACCCGUCCUCGGCUGCAGCGACAAAGUUUGUCAAAGUGAAGGAGGCCGCCGACGCGCUGCUUCACGGGCGCACGACGAGCGGGGCGCGGCCGGGGUCGCAGUGGAACAGCACGAGCGACCACGGGUACGGGGAGUGGCACCGGCGCGGGCGCCCGGGGGCGCAGGGCAGCGCGUACACACAGGGGCAGUGGGGGCCGGGGGCGGGGUCGGCGGGGUAUAACUGGCAGCGGCAGGGGUACGGAGGGCGCAGCGCGUGGUACCAGAGCGGGCCGUACGCGGCGUACGGGUGGCAGCGGGCGGCGCGGACGAACAGCAACAUUCCGGCGAUGUUUGUGGCGGGGUGCGUGCUGGCGGGCGUGGGGUUGACGGUCGCGGGGUGGGUGCGGGUGAUCACGGGGGACGUGGCGUCGCAGCCGCUGCGGAUGGGACCGUACUCGAAGAACUACGUGCCGAAGCCAGGCACGCCGGAGUACGAGUGGGUGGAGUCGCUGCGCGAGGAGGCGCGGCUGCGGCAGGAGGAGGCGCUCGGGAGGGCGAUGCGAGAAAACAUGGAGCGCGUGCGCGCACAGAGCGACCGGCAGCGGGAGAUCAUCGCGCGGAGAAACCGCCUCCGACAGGAGCGCGCGGAUGCGAGGGACGCGGACAGCAAGCCUGGCCCACCGCCGACGUCGCCGGCGCUGCCGCGCGGGUCGUGGAGCGAGGCGGGCGCGGGCGGCGAGGGCGUGGGCGGGCUGAGCGGGCGGCCCGCGGCCUCGGACGACUGA
This is a messenger RNA of Pedinophyceae sp. YPF-701, 873 nucleotides long. The record is from the annotation of a GenBank genome assembly. NCBI's taxonomy places the organism in Eukaryota, Viridiplantae, Chlorophyta, Pedinophyceae.